Dissoconium aciculare CBS 342.82 is the source of this 892-nucleotide messenger RNA. RefSeq lists its product as uncharacterized. NCBI's taxonomy places the organism in Eukaryota, Fungi, Ascomycota, Dothideomycetes, Mycosphaerellales, Dissoconiaceae. The transcript has a single exon. Bases 194 to 763 code for a protein of 189 amino acids. The record is from RefSeq and is a predicted model, not a curated record.
AUACCAGCAGCUACCACAACCACAACCACCAUCACCACAUCUCGACAAGCCGCCUCACCUGCAUUGGCCGCGCGUCACAAACCCUUCAUCCACGGUUUCUGUUCAACGUCUCAACCACAAACCCCUCGACCAUAUCAGGUUGUUGACGAUCGCCAUAUCCCUCCCUCCCAGCCACCGUCACCCACCUUCCAAGAUGGGCGCCAUUGCAGAACCCGCCGUUCUCGACAGCGCAACGACCACACCCUCCUCCACCACCACCACACCCACAGCCAAGAAAACCAGCAGACCCGUCCGCCCAAGUCUUCUCGGACCCAAUGGUACCGGUCGACGUACCAGCAGCUUCGUCUCAAACGGCCACAGUAGCAUCAGCUACCGCAGCCAGAGUGGACGCACGCUCACCUUCGAGUUCAAAACUCCGGCAGCGAAACCCACCGGCGACCCUUUCAGCAAGCUCGCCCCAGUGACCGAGGGCGUUCCCACGACCACCGGCGCUCAACCCAUCGCUGUUGGCAAGGGUACACCUACGACCUCGACCAACGCCACAUCGGCCACCGCCGCGGUACUGGCCAAGGCCAAGUCGGCCACACUUCCGGAGAAGGCGGAAUUGGUGGUCAGCGCGAAGAACUCUACAGCAGCGGGCGAUGUGGAACCGGGAGUUCUGUUGGGAAUCUAUGACACUUUGACAUUCUGGUGCAUGGAGGCUGUCGAGGUCGCCUGCUGGGGACCUUAUGAUGAGCUGACGACCACGACGGAGGUGAAAUGAAUCAUCUCAAGAAGCAUUCACGCCGUCGCUGCUGUCCAUUGAACAACAACGAUGGCGUUGAACAUCACAACGCACAAAGGCGAGCACACCUCUUGAUCGGACUUUCACCUUCCAAGCAAAGCGAUCGAU